This is a messenger RNA of Xyrichtys novacula (pearly razorfish), 198 nucleotides long. The record is from the annotation of a GenBank genome assembly. NCBI's taxonomy places the organism in Eukaryota, Metazoa, Chordata, Actinopteri, Labriformes, Labridae.
AUGACGCGGGUUGGAGGUGCGUACGGACGUAACGGAGACUCGGCGGACGCAAAUUGGACAGAGGGAGGAGACAAGGCACGGGACAGGGGGGACGUCACAGAGCUGCGUCAAGCUAACGGGAACGGGAGGCAAGAACCGGAAGUUUAUGCGUUCAAUAUUGAAAAAUUGAACAGCAAAUCGUCGUCACUACAGUCAUAA